UUCUCUACUUCCCUACAGGGCGUUUUGGUUUGGUGAUUGUCUAAGAUAGUGGCGAUCCCUUUCCCCUUAGGGAGUUAGACUGAUGGAACCGCCGCGGUGCGGUUACGUCCGUGCGUCAAACGCGACUUUCAUCAAUUCUAUUCUGUCCGCGACCAUCGCUCACUCCUCAACCCAGAUACUACACCGUCUGCUACACGCGUUAACACCAUCCGAUCACACAAGUUCUCUACUGCAAUAGAUUCGGAAACUUUGACUGCCGCGAAUUCCACCCGCGACCCUCAACCCAUACCAUUCUAACGCGCCGAGCACGGCCCAAACGGGCAAUAUGGCUCGCAAGAAGGCUGGUCACAACGAUUCAGAUGGCCCAUCGACAGCCGACGUGUCUGCGAAUGAAGAUGUCGAGAUGCAGGAGCAAGAUGGCAAGAUAAAUGGUUUCAAUAAGUUCACAUAUUUCCAAGAUACCCCGGAUUACACGGAUUCUGACACAAACCCUAAUACGACUGCUAGCAGCGUCGCAGGGGAUAAUGUGCCAACCGACGGACGGAAACGGCGAUCGGAAGCGUUCAAUAUGCGCAAGAGCAUAUAUGGCAAGAAACAUGAUCGCCUUGGUGAAUCAAAGGAAGAUGAUACCCUUCGCCGAUUUAGAUAUCUGCUUGGUCUCACCGACCUGUUCCGACACUUUAUCGAUUCGAAUCCCAAUCCCCGCAUCAAAGAAACCCUCGCGGAAAUCGACCGACAGAACGCCGAAGAUGAAGCCAAGGCCAAGAACAGCAAGCUUCGCAAGGGAGGUGCAGCCGUAGAGCGCCGCAGGAAGACUGAACAAGAGGAGGAUGCUGAGCUCGUGCGUGAAGAGAAGCACGGUGGCCAUCACGAGACGGUGUUCCGUGAGUCUCCUGGUUACAUCAAAGGUGGCAAGAUGCGUGACUACCAGGUUGCGGGCCUCAAUUGGCUCAUCUCUUUGCAUGAGAAUGGUAUCUCAGGUAUUCUCGCCGACGAGAUGGGUCUUGGAAAAACCCUUCAAACGAUCUCCUUCCUUGGUUAUCUCCGUUUCAUCGCCGGAAUUUCUGGGCCACAUUUGGUAGUCGUACCGAAGUCUACACUUGACAACUGGAAGCGCGAAUUUGGCAAAUGGAUUCCCGAUAUCAACGUCCUCGUUCUGCAAGGAGCUAAGGAAGAGCGUGCUGAGCUGAUCCAGGAGCGACUUGUGGAUGAGAACUUUGAUGUGUGCAUUACAAGUUACGAAAUGAUUCUCCGUGAGAAGAGUCAUUUAAAGAAGUUCGCAUGGGAGUAUAUCAUCAUCGACGAAGCACACCGCAUCAAGAACGAAACAUCAUCACUUGCACAAAUCAUUAGAGAAUUCAAUUCUCGAAAUCGACUUCUGAUUACUGGAACCCCGCUUCAGAACAAUCUUCACGAAUUAUGGGCUCUCCUAAACUUCCUACUACCCGACGUCUUUGGUGACGCAGCUGCAUUCGACGAAUGGUUCUCCACGCAAGGCGAGGACUCUGACACUGUAGUACAGCAACUGCAUAAAGUCCUGAGACCUUUCCUACUGCGCCGUGUCAAGAGCGAUGUCGAAAAGUCACUGCUGCCCAAGAAGGAGGUCAAUUUGUAUAUCGGCAUGUCUGAUAUGCAGGUCAAGUGGUACAAGAAGAUCCUGGAAAAAGACAUCGAUGCUGUCAAUGGUGGUGCAGGCAACAAAGAAUCCAAAACACGGCUGUUGAACAUUGUCAUGCAACUUCGGAAGUGUUGCAAUCACCCUUACCUCUUUGAAGGAGCUGAACCCGGUCCUCCGUACACGACUGAUGAGCAUCUGGUCCAUAACGCUGCCAAAAUGGUCAUGCUCGAUAAUCUUCUCAAGCGCAUGAAAGCCCAGGGGAGCAGAGUCUUGAUCUUCUCCCAGAUGAGCCGUAUGCUCGAUAUUCUGGAGGAUUAUUCUGUCUUUCGUAAUUAUCCGUACUGUCGUAUCGAUGGCUCAACUGCUCACGAAGAUCGAAUCGCAGCUAUUGACGAUUACAACAAGGAAGGUUCAGAGAAAUUUCUAUUCCUUCUGACUACUCGCGCAGGUGGCUUGGGAAUCAACCUAACUUCUGCCGAUAUUGUUAUACUUUUCGACAGUGACUGGAAUCCUCAGGCUGAUCUCCAAGCCAUGGACAGGGCUCACCGUAUCGGUCAAACCAAGCAGGUCGUAGUAUUCCGAUUUGUCUCCGAGAACGCAAUCGAAGAAAAGGUUCUGGAACGUGCAGCACAAAAAUUGCGACUCGAUCAGCUAGUCAUUCAACAAGGUCGCGCUCAACAGCCUGUGAAAAAUGCGGCCUCCAAGGAUGAGUUGCUCACCAUGAUUCAGCAUGGAGCCGAAAAGGUUUUCCAGAGUCAGGGUGCCCUUGGAGCGAUGUCAGGAUCCAAUGACUUCUCAGAAGAUGACAUCGAUGCCAUUCUCAAGCACGGCGAAGAGAGGACGGCAGCACUCAAUGCGCGUUACGAGAAGCUUGGUUUGGACGACCUUCAGAAAUUUACCUCUGACUCGGCAUAUGAAUGGAAUGGUGAGACUUUCCAGCCUCGUAAGAAAGAAAUCGGACUCACUUGGAUCAACCCAUCCAAGCGAGAGAGGAAAGAGAUUGGAUAUUCCAUGGACAAUUACUACCGGAAUGCGUUGGCAACUGGUAAUCGACAAGAAGCCAAAGCGCCUAGAAUUCCUCGUGCUCCAAAACAGGUUGUCAUACACGAUUACCAGUUCUUCCCUCCACAACUUGCAGAGCUACAAGAGAAGGAGACCGCUUGGUACCGCAAAGAGAACAACAUUAAAGCUCCGCUGCCCGACGGUUCGGACGAGGAAUUGGAGACUCGCGAGGCUGAUCAGGAGCUAGCGCAGAAAGAGAUUGACAACGCAAUUCCCCUCACAGACGCGGAAAAGGAAGAAAAGGAGGCCCUGAUUGCCAAAGGUUUCCCAGAAUGGAACAAGCGAGACUUCCAGCAAUUCCUGAACGGUACCGCCAAAUAUGGACGCCAGAAUUACGAAGGUAUCUCUGAGGAAGUUGAUGGCAAGGAUCCCGACGAAAUCGCGGAAUACGCCAAAACAUUCUGGAAGAAGUACAAGACCCUCGACAAUUGGCAGAAGCAUUUGAAUGUAAUCGAGGAGGGAGAAGCCCGCGUGCGCCUGGCAGAGGAGAAGAAACGACUGCUUGCGAAGAAGAUUGGACAGUACCGCAUGCCACUCCAAAACAUGACCAUCAAGUAUACCGUAUCGACCACGAACAAAAAGGUAUAUACAGAAGAGGAAGACCGGUUCCUUCUGGUGAUGCUCAACAAACAUGGCAUUGAGGAUGAACAAAUUAACGAGAAGAUUCGAGAUGAAAUUCGCCAGUCGCCGCUGUUCCGUUUCGACUGGUUUUUCCUCAGCCGUACCCCACAAGAAAUCGGCCGUCGGUGUACCACCCUGAUCCAGGCGGUAGUGCGAGAACUUGGUGAUGGGGACGUGAAGAAUGGCAAAGGCAAGCGCGCUCUAGAGGAAGAUGACAGCGAGGAUGAAGACGAGCUACCUGUCAAGAAGAAGGCCAAAGGCAAUGUCAAAAACAAACAACUUGACACUGUCAAAGGCAAAGGGAAGGGGUCGGCCUCCGCCUCAACGUCUCGUGCAACCAGUGUAGCUUCCAACAGUAGCCCUGCUCCUUCCAGCGCUAAAUCGAAAGCGAAGGGAAAGAAGAGAUGAACAAGAUGCAGCUCCUCUUCGUUGAGCCCUGUUGCUCAUAUCACUGCGUUUUCUUGUAGUGGGCUGUUUUCAGACAGGUAAUUCCUUGGAUGCAUAAGGGAUGUUUUUUGUGCCUAUUAUCGCGCGUCCGGAAGGGCGAUCAUAGGUGGUUUUUCCUAGAUGUAAAUGAACCGGGAAUCUUUGAAGAGGCGUUUGGAGCACAAUGGGCGCGAGGCAUGCGAGAGUCUAGAUUAGUUCCCUAUUUGCCUUCUGGGUGCAGUGUCCUCGGCCGUCAAUGGUGAUCAGAGAAGAUAGUAUAUUCUCCAGGAUCAAUUAGUGCAAAAUCGAGUCAGUCUACAAUAAAUAGAAAGGCGACAAUAAUUUGAAGGGUU
Molecule: messenger RNA, 4080 nt
Organism: Aaosphaeria arxii CBS 175.79
Lineage: Eukaryota; Fungi; Ascomycota; Dothideomycetes; Pleosporales
Exons: 5
Coding region: 326-3709 (1127 amino acids)
Biological process (GO): nucleosome organization; regulation of transcription by RNA polymerase II
Cellular component (GO): chromatin; nucleus
Molecular function (GO): nucleosome binding; histone binding; ATP binding
Source: RefSeq, a predicted model, not a curated record